Triticum turgidum subsp. durum (durum wheat) is the source of this 1758-nucleotide messenger RNA. NCBI's taxonomy places the organism in Eukaryota, Viridiplantae, Streptophyta, Magnoliopsida, Poales, Poaceae. The record is from the annotation of a GenBank genome assembly.
AUGCCGAAUGGCCCGAUAAUCAUCGACCGGGCGCAAAUGCCCCUCGACUCGCCGCCGGCGGAGGUCGAGAUCGUCGCCUCCUCCUCUCCGCGUGUGACGCCGCAGCCCCCUGCGGCGAGCGAUGGCGCUUCCGACGGUGGUGAGGGGGAUCCGGAUGAGUUCAAGAGAUUCACUGAUGAAAAACUGGAGGAAAGGAUCAAGCACUGGAGCGGUAAUCGGACCCUAUCCGUACCUGACGGCGGCGAGAAGAUGCGUAAGUUACUCUGCAGGAUGAAGAAAGAGCUUGAUCGCCGCCGCGCUGCCGGGCCGAGGAAGGUUGACACGGGUCGGAGACAGUCAGCGCAGACACCCAGUGGGGAUGAUCCUUACACCUUCAAGGAAAGUGACCACAUCAACUGCAGCAGGUUUUCUGAUAAAUGGCAUUGCCAUGGCAAGGGCGAAGCAGCAUUCACUGAUGAGCUAGGCCAUUUUAACACAAGCAAACGUGCUUCCCAAGUGAUAGAUCGGAAAAGAGCAACGAACACGGUGAAUCGUCAACCAAAAAGGCGUAGAGUUUCUCAAAAUAUUGCUGACAAGAAACAUUUAGAUACAAAUGGUAGUAAGUUAGGUAUGAAGAUCUGUACAGAAGAUCAACAGAAAAAUUACUCUGCUGAGCCAAAGGGCAUGUCCACUAAACUACGCACAGAAGAUCGCACUUCUGGGAGUUCGACCAAGAGGUGGGACCAUUCCAAGAAUGAUACCUACCAAUACCGGAGGUUAAAUAGAAGAAACGAAAAGAAGGAAGUAGUUCACUUGGAUGACGAGGAUACAGUACUCUUGGAUGACGAGGAUACAGAACCUUCUAAAUCAGUUGAUGUCGAGAUUGUUAAUAUACGGGACAAAUCAAAGAUCUACUAUCCAUCGAGGACUGAUCCGGAAACUGUCGAGCUGACAUAUUCUGACAUAAAAUGUCUUGACCCUGAAGUUUUUUUAAAAUCACCUGUCGUAAACUUUUACAUCCAUUCUUACCUUAGAUGCCACUUAAGGACUAUCAAAUGUUAUGUAGAAUUAGAAAAGUACCUAAAAAAUUCCAGGCCUUGUGACGACUUGUACAUCUUCAAUACAUAUGUCUAUAGCAAACUUGAAAAAGCGUUAUCCAGGAAGGGUGAGUGUGGCUCGCACUUUAGCAAGUUAAGGCGAUGGUGGAGAAGUGUAGAUAUUUUUAAGACACCAUACCUCCUUUUGCCAAUUCAUGGACAGGUGCAUUGGAGCUUGGCCAUUAUCUUCAUGCCCGCAAAAGAGAUAGAAUCUGGGCCAAGGGUGUUUCACUUGGACUCUCUAGGACUACAUUCCAGUGACAAGGUUUUUGGCGUGAUUGAGAGCUAUCUCAUAGGAGAAUGGCGCCAUCUACAGAAGGAUUCUUCUUAUGAUAUUCCUUUUUCAGACACAAUAUGGAGACAUCUUUCAACAAAUAUACAUAAGGAAAAAAUCGAGGUGCCCCAGCAGCAAAAUGACUUUGACUGUGGUGUCUUUAUGCUUUACUACAUCGAUAAGUUUAUUCAAGAGGCACCAGAUGAUUUGACAGGAGUGCGGCCUUGCAAGUUUGGACGCAAGUGGUUCAGGCCUGUACAAGCUUCGGGGCUGCGGAAGCGAAUACGAGAUCUGCUGUUCGAUAUAUUUCAGAACGCUCCACCUAGUGAUAGAAAUUUAGUGUCGCAUGCCGAUGAUGACUCGGAAGAUGAAGAAGAUAAGGGCAAGGACACAAUCGUGAUCGUUUGA